This is a messenger RNA of Medioppia subpectinata, 977 nucleotides long. NCBI's taxonomy places the organism in Eukaryota, Metazoa, Arthropoda, Arachnida, Sarcoptiformes, Oppiidae. The record is from the annotation of a GenBank genome assembly.
CAAAUAGUCGUCUACUAAACCAUUCACACCAUUCAGUGUUGUCGCCAUGUUUUGAGCAUAUCUUGGGAUCAAUUAGAGUGACAAUGACUAUAGUAGUGCCGGGUGUGGACCCUAUGAGCGGACAGCCAAUGGCAUCGAUGGUGAGCUCGCGGGCGGACAUUCACGCGACCCAUGUCUACGAAAGUGUGGCCAAUUGUGUGGACCAGUUCCUCAACUCGGACUCAAUGUUCCCACAAAUGCUGGAAACGCUGAAAGUGACCCAAAGAUUUCCGUCCGUCUCUGGUCUUCAAGACAACGAUUAUCCAAAUUUCGGUGAUUUGGGAACCAGUGGGAUAGGAUUUCCGUCCGUCUCUGGUCUUCAAGACAACGAUUAUCCAAAUUUCGGUGAUUUGGGAACCAGUGGUCAGUCCUUAUCGUUACCACAAUUCAGUGCUUUGACGACAAUUCCUUUGCCGAAGGGAUUACUCGAACAGUUCUCUCACAUACAACAGAACUGCGAAAUGGGAAUAAUGCCAGAGAUCGGGAGGGCGUGGGUCGCCAUCGACUGCUAUAUAUAUCUCUGGAAUUAUGAUAACGGAAGUGAUGUCGCAUAUUAUGAUGGUUUAAGCGAAACUAUUCUUAGCGUUGGAUUAGUUAAACCCCGUGAAGGUGUCUUUAAGCCACACAUUAAAUACCUGUUGAUUCUGACGACAGCCGUUGAGAUACUAUUACUUGGCAUCACUUUUAGCACCUGUGAAGACGGCUCAGAAGGCGAGCUUCUCUUAGUUCCCGACCCUAUCUUCAGAGUGACGACCGAUAAUAUUGUGAUGAAUGUAAUCAUGGGUUCAGUCGACGGCCGCAUAUUUCUUGGCGGCAAAGAUGGCUGUCUUUACGAAGUGAUAUAUCAGGCCGAAGACGGAUGGUUUGGUCGCAAAUGCAAAAAAGUGAACCAUUCCUCGAGUGUCAUCUCAUACUUCUUUCCCUCGUUAUUCAACGUU